UCUUCAACUAGAACAUGCUUUUUGUGAAAAGCAAAAUAUUCGAUGUCGAUCGCCACAAACUUUGACAGAUUCCCACGGAAUUGAUUCUCUGCUUUAUAAUGCAGCUAAAUUCACAGGUGUAGCCAAGUUUCCAUCGUUUCCCCAUUUAGACACGACCUUAGAUGAGUAGCAAACAAAUCGAGAUCCAAUUCGAAGACCCCAACCCCCACAAAUGGUGCCAACCGCUGAAAGAAGAUGUGUUCGCAGCCCCAACUACGCACAAACCAGGAUCGCUCUUCAGCCCUUCGCUAUUCGGUAAAUUCUUCGAUCCAUCAGACGCCUUUCCUCUAUGGGAGUUCCAAUCCGACGAGGUGCUGCCGAAUUCCGCUCACCGCAGCGUCGAUUGGUGCCAAACUCAUACUGAUUUUAUCCUCAAAGCAGAUCUCUCUGGUAAUAGGCAUAGCAGUGUUGAAGUUGCAGUGGAAAAUGGGAAGAUUAUGGAGAUAAGUGGGCAACAAAAGGAGAGUAAGAAUAGGAAGUGGAAAAGCAGCCAGUGGUGGGAGCAUGGGUAUGUUAGGAGGAUUGAAUUGCCUGAGAAUGCAGAUUGGAGGAAAACUGAAGCUUAUAUCAACAAUGAUUCUUCUCUGUUAGAGAUCAGAAUCCCCAAACUUCCUACAGAUUCUGAUGCACCAAAAGGAAGUUAAUUUAACAUAUCAUCUGCUGCAGGAAAUUAUCUCUCUCUUUUAUUUCAUGAAAAAUCUCUACAAGUGAAUAUGAAUAUUGAAUACAGAUAAUAAUCUUUGUAGUGAGCUGCUACUUCGUGUUUA
Salvia splendens (bonfire salvia) is the source of this 806-nucleotide messenger RNA. RefSeq names its product 21.7 kDa class VI heat shock protein. The record is from RefSeq and is a predicted model, not a curated record. The coding region runs from base 162 to 683 and encodes 173 amino acids. The transcript has 2 exons. Lineage: Eukaryota; Viridiplantae; Streptophyta; Magnoliopsida; Lamiales; Lamiaceae.